AUGAAUCAAAUACCACCACCAGAAUUAGCCAAUACAAUGCCUCCGGCGGCUGGGGCAACAGCUGGCAAGCCUAGAGAUCCCUCAUGGCCCGGACCACGGCGAAGGCCUCGUGUUCCCCAAUUUUACGGAAUCGUGCACUGCAUGAAACGAUCGCUGGGCGUAAUGCUUGACCUCGGUGGUAUCGUCAUGUGUAUCAUGUACGCGGCCAAAUACCCUCCGAGAGUUGCAUCUGGGAUUGUGCCGACGAUUGGGGCCUUUCUUGCUUUGGGAAUCGAUCUUGCCGAGGUUAUAGGGACAGCGAACGGGUCCAGACGAAUUCCAAGAGCGCACCCAGGCCUUACUUUUUUCCUCGACUUUGUCGCCAUGAUAUUGUUUUUAGUUGGCUUUCUCAUGCUGUUUCUCUCCGAUUUCAACGAGUCGUCGAGGCCACGACCAUGGCUGGAUGCAGUGCCAGAAAUGUUGAUUAUUGAAUGCCUUAGUUUCUCGAUACGAAUCAUCUUUUUGAUUUGGGCCUGCAUAGAUUGCUGUGUACGGAAAUCUAAUAGGAAGAAGCGAGUGAUAUACGUCCCCGUGGUGUUUCCUGCCAAUGCUUCAGGACCAGGGAUCCCGCCGCCAGUGUACGGCUUGCCUGCCGGCUACGCCGUAGCAGGGACAGAGCUCCCCAAGUACGAAACUACUUCCGACAGGAAUCAGGUUACUACCAGUUAG
Clonostachys solani is the source of this 708-nucleotide messenger RNA. The record is from the annotation of a GenBank genome assembly. NCBI's taxonomy places the organism in Eukaryota, Fungi, Ascomycota, Sordariomycetes, Hypocreales, Bionectriaceae.